UUGUUGGAGCUUUCUUCAUUGAAACUCUGCUGCUGAAGAUGGAGCAGCUAACGGUCCCGGCCAGAGUCCUGCUGUUUAUCUGCCUAAUAUUCCCCUGCCAGGGAGCUGAGCGAGCCAAACAGAGAGGAAUAAGACAGAAGGACAUGGAGUACAUGGAGAAAUGCACUGAGGGAAACACAGGCAAACUGAACUGCAGCAGAAACACAGCUGAGAGCCAGUCGACACAAAAUAACAUGUACUCCAGCUGCCUGCAGGGUCCAGCAGGAAUCCCGGGCAAGGAGGGAAAUCCGGGAGUGAACGGGAUCCCGGGAACGCCAGGUGUGCCGGGAAGGGACGGGGCCAAGGGGGAGAAGGGGGAAUGCGUCAGUGAGAUAUUUGAGGAGCCCUGGAGACCCAACUACAAACAGUGCGCCUGGAACUCCCUCAACUACGGCAUCGACCUGGGCAAAAUCACAGAGUGCACGUUCACCAAGCUGCGCUCUGACAGCGCCCUGCGUGUGCUCUUCAGCGGCUCGCUCAGGCUCAAGUGCAAGACGGCCUGCUGUCAGCGCUGGUACUUCACCUUUAACGGAGCGGAAUGUUCCGGGCCACUGCCCAUAGAGUCCAUCAUCUAUCUGGACCAAGGCAGCCCAGAACUCAACUCCACCAUCAACAUUCACCGGACCUCGUCAGUGGAAGGCUUGUGCGAGGGCGUUCGAGCUGGACUGGUGGACGUGGCUAUCUGGGUGGGGACCUGCGGGGACUAUCCCCGGGGAGACGCCUCCACCGGCUGGAAUUCCGUCUCCAGGAUGAUCAUUGAAGAACUGCCCAAAUGACCUCGGACCUCCUCCAUAAUCCCCUGAUUCAGAUUAUAAAUCUGUGUGCAGAUGUUCAGCAGAACGGGCUGGAACCAGCAGAUCAUCAACCACCAUUACUGGAGAGCAGCUAAGGGUCCAAGUAGUUAUUAGUAAAUCAGCUUGAGAAGGUCCCGACACUUGAAGCACGAAGCAACUCUGUAGACUGUACAGUGUCCUGUCUUUUUUAUACGUUUUAUAUGUUUUUGUUAUUGGGUUUUAUAUACAGUCAAGGCAGAAUAUUAUGAUACACUUACUGUCCAUGUUAUCAGCUCCACUGAUCAUAUAAUGUAUCUGUCUCUCUAUUUAUUUUAUUAUUCUACUUCUUUAAUUGAUGCCACAACACAAGGAGGGAAAAGACCAGCACAUGCCUCCUCCGAUACAUGUGAAGUCAGACUCCACCUCUUUUCAAACUGCUGCUAAUGCAGCAUUACCAAGUGGCAUUAUAGCAUGCUUGGAGGAAAGCGCUGCGACUCAGGCUAAGUGUGCUCUCUCAGGGCUCUGGUAGCUGAUGGCAAGCUGCAUGACCAGGAUUCAAACCAGCAAUCCCUCCCAAUCAUAGUAGCAGCGCUUUAGACUGCUGGACCACUCACGCCCCUAAAUUCCAGUGUAUUUAACAAUGAAGCUUUACAGUAUAUAUUACAGUGUACGACUACAACAUGUGUUUAAAACAGAUGUGUCUGUACUUCUAUUUGUUAAAAGUCACAUAUUUACUAAUACAGUGCAUCACAAAAGUGAGUACACCCCUCACAUUUCUGCAGAUAUUUAAGUAAAUCUUUUCAUGGGAAAACACUGACAGAAUUAAACUUUGACACAAUGAAAAUUAAUCU
Astyanax mexicanus (Mexican tetra) is the source of this 1663-nucleotide messenger RNA. It is a transcript of the gene cthrc1b, whose product is annotated as collagen triple helix repeat containing 1b. The record is from RefSeq and is a predicted model, not a curated record. Bases 39 to 815 code for a protein of 258 amino acids. Lineage: Eukaryota; Metazoa; Chordata; Actinopteri; Characiformes; Acestrorhamphidae. The transcript is spliced from 5 exons.